Molecule: messenger RNA, 1668 nt
Organism: Mixia osmundae IAM 14324
Lineage: Eukaryota; Fungi; Basidiomycota; Mixiomycetes; Mixiales; Mixiaceae
Exons: 4
Coding region: 1-1668 (555 amino acids)
Biological process (GO): glycolytic process; gluconeogenesis; glucose 6-phosphate metabolic process
Cellular component (GO): cytosol
Molecular function (GO): monosaccharide binding; glucose-6-phosphate isomerase activity; carbohydrate derivative binding
Source: RefSeq, a predicted model, not a curated record
AUGGCCGAGGGAAAGCUAGCAUCAGAGCUAUCGGCGUGGAGCAAGCUACAGAGCCUUUACGACAGCAAACAUGCCUCGCUCAGUCUCAAGCAGCUCUUCAGCUCGGAUGUCAAGCGAUUCGAAAAGCUCUCAAGGACGUAUACAUCGCCCACCGGCGAGCCCGUUGAGAUCUUGCUCGACUUUAGCAAGAACCUGAUUGAUGACGAGAUCUUUGCCACCCUCAUUCAGCUCGUUAGGGAAGCGGGCGUAGAGCAGACCCGUGACAAGGUCUUCGCCGGUGAGCAUGUCAACACGACCGAAGACAGAGCGGUCUUACACGUCGCUCUGCGCAACACUGGCGUCGAGAAGCCGUUCACAAUCAAUGAGCCUGGCGUAGACGAGGUCGCAGACGUUUUGAAGCAUAUGAAGGAGUUCAGCGAUGCUAUUCGUUCCGGCUCUUGGAAGGGAUACACAGGCAAGACGAUCUCUUCGGUGGUCAACGUUGGCAUCGGCGGAUCUGAUCUUGGCCCCGUCAUGGUGACGGAAGCGCUCAAGUCGUACGGGGACCGCAAGAUUCACCCGCACUUUUGCAGCAACAUCGAUGGAACUCAUAUGGCCGAGAUUCUCAAGGAAUGUGAUCCGGAAACAACGCUCUUCAUCAUCGCGAGUAAGACGUUCACCACCCAAGAGACGAUCACCAAUGCAGAAUCUGCUCGAGAAUGGUUCCUCAAGACUGCUGGCGACAAGAAGCACGUUGCCAAACACUUUGUUGCACUCUCGACGAACACAAAGGCAGUCACAGGCUUCGGCAUUGACGAGAGCAAUAUGUUCAAGUUCUGGGAUUGGGUCGGCGGUCGCUACUCGCUCUGGUCUGCGAUCGGCCUCUCAAUCGCGAUCUAUCUGGGCUUUGAUAACUUCAGCCAGCUCCUGGCGGGAGCACACGCAAUGGAUUUACACUUCAAAGAGACUCCGCUCGAGCAAAAUUUACCUGUCAUCCUAGCCGUCAUCGGCAUCUGGUACAACGAUUUCUAUGGCGCUCAAACGCAAGCUCUGCUUCCUUAUGACCAAUACAUGCACCAAUUCGCGAACUACUUCCAGCAAGGUGAUAUGGAAAGCAACGGCAAGCACGUCACCAAGGAUGGCAAGACCGUCAAUUACCAGACAGGACCGAUCCUGUGGGGCGCAAGUGGCACCAAUGGACAGCAUGCUUUCUACCAACUGAUCCAUCAAGGCACGAAGCUCAUACCGGCCGAUUUCCUUGCGCCUGCCCAGACACAAAACCCUAUCUCUGGUGGAAAACACCACGAGAUUCUGCUGUCCAACUUCUUCGCUCAGCCAGAAGCCCUCGCCUUCGGCAAGACGGAAGAGGAAGUCAAGCAGGAACUGGGUGCAGAGGCAAGCAACGAGAUCCUGGUCAAGAGCAAAGCGUUUGAAGGCAACCGACCAACAAAUUCGAUCAUGUUCACCAAGCUUACGCCUGCCACACUUGGCGCUCUCAUCGCAAUGUACGAGCAAAAGAUCUUUGUGCAAGGCGCAAUUUGGAACAUCAACUCGUUCGAUCAGUUCGGUGUCGAGCUUGGUAAGGUGUUGGCGAAGAAGAUCCUGCCCCAGCUCAAGUCGCCCGAUCAAGUCACCGGUCACGAUAGCUCGACCACGGGCCUCAUUCACUUUUACCAGAAGCAUCGCUGA